This is a messenger RNA of Copidosoma floridanum, 2184 nucleotides long. Its product is annotated as angio-associated migratory cell protein. Lineage: Eukaryota; Metazoa; Arthropoda; Insecta; Hymenoptera; Encyrtidae. Gene Ontology annotation, molecular function: protein binding. The record is from RefSeq and is a predicted model, not a curated record.
UCCAUCACUUUUCGAUCAAACAGUGCCAUUUGACAGCGUAUAUAGAAAACGGGCUUUUUUGUGUUUUUAAUUGCAUCACAAUACAAUUUUAAUACACACAUCAUUGUUGAUUUGUUGAACCGUUGCGCGUGUACUAUCUCUACUUACUUAUUUACGCAUCAAAGUUGGUUGUACUAUCUCCUUGGCUUGCCGGUUUGAAAUUCCAUCGAUUUCUUACACGCUCAAAACCUAUAGUUGGCAAUUCAAUUCAGUUGCUUUGCACUUUCGUGCUCUAUCAUCGUCCACUCUCCAGUUCCAGGUUCCAGUAAGUCAAUAAAUCAACAAUAAGUCCACUUAACUCACCACCUAUGGAGGACGUCGUCGAAGAGAUCGAUGACAAUGAUUUGGAGUUGAUAGACGAUCAAGAUGUAAUUGACCUAGAGCCCUAUCAGGUUGAAGAAGAGCCUGAAAAUGGAGACGAGGAAGGUGGUGAACAAAUGGCAGAUGAGGAAGAGGUUGUUGAAGUGAUGGAAAGGGAAGAUUCUGUCUGCAUUUUUGAAAAACACAUGGCUUCUGUAUUUUCCGGCUCUAUAAGUAAGGACUGUAAGUGCGCUGUGACAGGAGGUGAAGAUGACAAGGCCUACGUCUGGGACAUUAAAACUGGACAGAUUGUUUUGGAUUGCUUGGAUCACAAAGACAGCGUUAUUUACGCCGAAUUCAGUUUUGAUGAUCAGUACUUGGUCACCGGAGACAUGAGCGGCUUUGUUCAAGUACGAAAGAUGCCACAUCCCAAAGUGGUCUGGGAUUAUAACAUGGGUGAUGCCACGUGGUUUCUUUGGCAUCACAUGGCACAUGUGUUAUUGGCUGGAUCUGUAGAAGGUGAAAUAUACAUGUGGAAGAUCCCAGAUGGAGAUUGCAAGAUCAUCCAAGGGUUUGGUAAAAGAGCAGAGACUGGCUGUCUAUUCCCAGAUGGUAAACGGCUAGUAGUUGGAUAUGAAGAUGGUAUAAUUCGCGUGAUAGAUUUGAAAGCAAGCGCAAUCACAGCAACGAUUACAUCGAAUACCGGUCACUCUCUUGCCAUCACCUCUUUGGAUUGUCAUUUAGAUAAUAAUCUAAUAAUAUCAUCUGCUGUUGAUGGAAGAACGAUAAUUAGUUCGGCUAAUACUGGAAAAGUUAUAAAUAUACUGCAAAAUUUAGGCAGUGAAAGUAUGGAAGACGACGAGGAAGAAGCUGCUUGUGGCAAUAAAAAUACUCAGGGAAACUGGGUGGAGUCGGUUGCCUUCCUCAAGGAUGCAAAACAAAUUAUUGCGGCUACUGGAACUCUCAAUGGUGAAAUUUUCAUUUGGAAUGUCGCGAAAAAAACUUUGCGACAUAAAGUUGAUCAAGGAAGUGGAGUAGCAAAACUUGCCUGGAAAGAAAAUACGUCACUUUUAUUUUCAGCUGGUCUGGAUGGAAUAGUAAGGUGUUACGAUGGAAAAUCAGGAAAUUGUGUGCGAACUUUCUUAGGUCACACAGAGGAUAUUCUUGAUUUAUGUAUAUCCAAAGAUGGCAAGUUGAUUUUGACAACUUCUGAUGAUACCACUGCACGAGUUUUUGAAAUAGACGGUCUUUGAUCUUUUUUCCCUAGAAACUAAGAUUAUCCAAAACUAAUUCUGACAAAAGACGUAUUGUUUUUUAAUCAAUACUUUUAUUACUUGCAAUUACAUUGCUAUGUUGAAUGACAUGAUGCACGUUGAUUCUUUCACUCAAAACAGCUUACAACGUUUACAUUAAGUUUUUAAGUUUGUAGUAUUUAUUGUUUUUUUUUACCAAAAAUCAAGAUGUGUCUUUUUCUAUGCAGAUUGUUAGAGUAAAAGUAAGUUUUUUGACAAUUUUCACUGUUUUUCAUAAGUUUUUAGAUGAUAAAACUUAAGCCUACUUAAAGUUCAAAACAUUCCUGAAGUGAAACUCAAGGAAUUUAUAUCAAUGAUAAUAAUAAGACUUGAAUGCAGAAAAUGCAGGAAACUUGCAAUUGUUGUAGAUCUUUUUUAUUUGGUAUUGGUUACUACAUCAAUCAAACUAAUAUCAAGUAUUAUCUGUUGUAGUUUCUAGCUCUUGUUUCAAAUUCUAUGCUACAGUUUUCGAGGUGAAAAAUGUACAAAUUUAUACAUGUGGAUGCAUUUUUAAUGAUAUAGCCUACACUACACUGGUUGUAUGUUUAAAUAU